AUGAGGAACAUCGCAAAAUGGCGCUGCCAACUGACAAAGUAUGACAUCGAGUACGUGUCUCGCACGUCAGUCAAAGGACAAGCAAUCGCUGACCAUCUAGCGGAAUUCCCAAUUGAGGAUGACACACCGAUUAAUUCUGAUUUCUCGGACGAAGGGAUUCUCCAAAUAGACGAUGAGGAGGAUAAGCCAACAUGGAAGAUAUACUUCGACGGGGCGGUCAAUUCCACAGGGUCUAGAGUCGGCGCAAUGCUGAUAUCCCCGAACGAGCGGCAUUAUCCGGUUGCUGUGAAAGUUGACUUCUCCUGCACCAAUAACGUGGCCGAGUACGAGGCGUACAUCCUCGGCCUACAAGCUACAAUUGACUUCAAGGUGAAGGAGUUGGAAGUGUUCGGUGACUCCAUACUCACAAUUUUCCAAACGCUAGGGCAAUGGAAGACAAAGGACGCAAAGUUAGUCCCGUACCAUGAGUAUCUCGAGGAGUUGGCAAAAGGCUUCGAGAAGAUCUCAUUCACCUAUACUUCAAGCAUGAAGAACCAAUUCGCAGAUGCGCUCGCAUCCAUGGCGAGCAUCACAAAGGGGAACCUCAUCGAGCCCCUCAUGAUCGAGAUCACCAAAGGUUCGGCCUACUGCGACGCAAUCGAAGCAACUGACGCUAAGCCGUGGUACGAGGACAUCAAGGACUUCCUACAAACGGGUCAAUACCCUCCAUUUGCUGACCGUCGCGACCGGAAGACGUUUAGACGACUCGCGGUGCACUACAUCCUAAGCGGUGAAACACUCUAUCGGCGAUCCUUCGAUGUUACAUUGCUCAGGUACAUCGACAUACACGAGGCGCGACGUCUCAUGGAGGAGGUGCACGGGGGAAGUUGCGGCCCUCACAUUAACGGGCUCAUGCUUGCCAAGAAGCUCAUGCGCUUGGGAUAUUAUUGGUCUACCAUGGAGACCGACUGUGUCAAGCAUGUUGUCAGCACCCUAUUUUGGCCCACCGGCUCCCGACAGAGGACUUCCAACCAAAGCUCGGGAUACUAUUCACGAUCGGACAAUUGGAGGCGAAUGCGCGGAUGUGGGAGCAUGGACUACAGAAGGGAAGCAGGGUCCUCCAAAAGGCUCAGAAGGGCAAUCAAAAGGGGAGAUGAACAAUGA
Messenger RNA from Punica granatum (pomegranate), 1143 nucleotides. NCBI's taxonomy places the organism in Eukaryota, Viridiplantae, Streptophyta, Magnoliopsida, Myrtales, Lythraceae. The record is from RefSeq and is a predicted model, not a curated record.